Acanthopagrus latus (yellowfin seabream) is the source of this 2081-nucleotide messenger RNA. It is a transcript of the gene coil, whose product is annotated as coilin p80. Lineage: Eukaryota; Metazoa; Chordata; Actinopteri; Spariformes; Sparidae. Bases 76 to 1707 code for a protein of 543 amino acids. Gene Ontology annotation, molecular function: U1 snRNA binding; U2 snRNA binding. Gene Ontology annotation, biological process: spliceosomal snRNP assembly. The record is from RefSeq and is a predicted model, not a curated record. Gene Ontology annotation, cellular component: Cajal body. The transcript is spliced from 7 exons.
GAAGAAUGGGUGACGUCUUAUCCUGAAAAGCCCCACCGGAAAUAGCGCUGUUGUUGCCGGCAGAACUCGGGUAGCAUGUCCUGCAUCAUGGCUGCUCACAGUAAUAACUUCAUCCGCGUGCGCUUAUUCUUUGACUACCCGCCGCCGGCUGUCAUUGGCUGCCGCAUGUGCUGGUUGCUCGUGGACUUGAACUCAUGUCGCGUGGUGGCGGAUCUGGAGGGUCUGAUCAGAGAGAAGUUUGAGUUCAGCCGCGGGAGCGUCCUGAGCCUCUUCAUGGAGGACUGCUACCUGCCGCACACUGAGAGCAUCUUUGUGGUGCGGGACAACGACAGCGUCAGGGUGAAGGUGGACUGUCUGGCUCAGGUGAAUGGAAACAGCAGCUAUCCAGAAUCAGCAAGCGAAAAGGGCAAAAAGAGACCAAGACCCACAGAGGAGGAGACUGGUGCAGGAGAAAAUGGAGUAAGUGUGGAAUGGAAGAAAAAGAGGAGAAAAAAAGGGAGCGAGGAGAAGCUGGAGAGGGACGCUGAGCGGGCCUCAGUUGAUGAGAGGACUAAGAUGUCACAAGGAAAGCAUGCAGAGAAGAAGAAGAAGGAGAAGAAAAGAAAGAAGGCAGAUGAAAGUGGCCCUACUGUCACCCCCAAAGCAGCCGCCUCUGUCAAAAGGGUAGAGCAGCCAGUUAAAAGCAGCAAGAAGCCCCCAGUGGCAAACAAAAACAACGUCCCCUCUUCAGAUUCCAGUAGCAGCAGCAGCAGUGAGGAGGCUGAAGCUCCUAAAAGAAAAGCUGCCCAAAAAGUUGCCCCCAAAGCAACCUCCUCCACUCCCGCUGCUUCCAAGACACCUCCAACCACCAAACCCAGCCGGACAAAACCAAAGCCUCCUUCAUCAUCCUCCUCGUCCUCCCCCUCCUCCUCCUCUGAUGAAGCUGACAGUGUCAAAGCCCCGCCAAAAAACAAACCUUUAACAUCCACAGCCGUCAAAGAAAGAAUAAGUGCUAAGUCAAAGUCUCAGCAGGCUCCUCCUCCUGCCUCACAGGCCACAAACCCUGCACAGGAACAGGCUGCGAGCGCAGCAGUGCCUCCUGGUGACAAAGACACCAGACCUGGCUCCUCAAGCAGCGAAGAGGAGAUCGAGCUUGUUAUCCGCCGGCCGAUCCAGCCGCUGGGCCACGGUGUGGGGAGUCCGCUGUCUUCCAGAGGCCUUGGCCGAGGCAACAACUGGCACGGUGGCCCUGGAGAAAGGGGGAGAGGGAGAGGGAGAGGGGGCGUCAGAGGGCACAAUGGCAGCUUUGAGAUCAGCUAUAAUGAAUCCAAGGAGCCUUCUUACCAGACUGAUUCUCUGACCAACAUGUCAGUGGUCCUCCAGAAUGCAGCCGGAAGUGCUCCCAAGAAGAACUACAGCUCUAUGCCUCUGCUAGCUGCUCCUCCACAGGUGGGACAGACGAUUGCCUUCAAGUUGCUGGAGCUAACUGAGAACUAUACACCAGAGGUGUCAGAUUAUAAGGAGGGAAAGAUUGUGAGCUUUGACUUCACCAGCAAACAGAUAGAGCUGGAACUACAUGGUGCCUUUCAAGCUCCUGUAGAGCCUGGCAAGUUUGACCUGGUCUAUCAGAACCCCGAUGGAUCAGAGAGGGUGGAGUACGCAGUGUCCAGGGGCUCACGGGUGACAGAACGGUGGGACUCCCUGCUGGAACCACGGCUCGUCAUUUAAAUCUGUCCAAACAGUGACUUGGAUCAUCACCCCCCCCCCCCCUCCCCCCCUUUCAACUUGUAAUCCAGCACCAAAGUUAAACAGGCAGUGACUUCCUGACGUUAAAUAUGACAGCAAAGGCAUAUAGUUGUGGUUGUUCAUAUUCUCUUCUGUGUGCUUCUAAAUAAGUCAUCACUUUGCAGAGAAAAGCUGCUGCAUAGCAAAGUACAGGUCAAAGUACUGAAAAAUGUAAGUUAGUUUUUAAUGUGUACAGUUGAUAUGAGUGAUUGUUUCCAGAACUGGGACAUUAUGGUUUUAUGUUUUUUACAGUGAUGUGAUAUCAGUCUUGUACAAACAGUUUUUUUUCUAAUAAAAUGCUGCGUCUUCUGCUUUGA